UUCAUCUCCCCUUCCUUCCAAACACACCUAUCUCCACAUCAUUCUAUAUAUACACACACAAGUCACACACCAUUAGUCCUCAUCAUUCACUCAAACACACACACACACACACACACACACACACAAAAGCAUGGCAGACUACAAGCAAUCAAACCUAAACGGAGCCUACUACGGUCCGGUAAUCCCUCCAUCAAGAACUCACCGAAGCGUCGGACGUGGUGACUGUGACUGCUGUUGCUUCCCAUGCUGUCUCAUCUCCACUCUCCUCAAGUUCAUAUUCUCCAUCAUCAUCACUCUAGGCAUCAUCGUCCUCGUCCUCUGGCUCGUCCUCCGCCCUAACAAGAUCAAACCCUACGUCGAAACCGCCACCCUCUCCACCUUCAACAUCUCCACCAACACCAAUAACAAUUCCACCAACUACCUCACCUACAACCUCACCAUGGACCUCAGCAUCCGCAACCCCAACAAAAGAAUCAGCUUCUACUACGAUUACAUUGAAACUCAAGCUUGGUAUGAUAACUCUCGGAUUGGUUUCAAGAUCCUUGACCCGUUUUACCAGGGAAAAAAGAACACCACUGUGUUGCACCCGGAGUUCAGCAGCCGCACCGCUGUGCUUGGUGACUCGGUUGUGACUACUUAUAAUAGAGAGAAGGGUGAGGGUUUCUUUUAUGUAAAUGUUAAGGUUUAUAAUAGGAUGAGGUUGAAGGUUUGGAUAUUUAAGAUUAGUGGGUUUAAGCCGGAGUUUGAUUGCUCGUUGAAGCUGCCGGCGCCGACGAGCAGUGGGAGUGCUGUGUCCACCUUUGAGAGGACCGAGUGUGAUGUUCAUUACUUUUGAUCAUAUAGGUUGCUGCGGAAGAUGGAGAGGCUAAUUCUUUGAUUAUUGUUUUUUAUUUUUAGUUUCAAUAUUAUUAUAUUAUAUUGCUUUUCGUUUUGCUGUAUUUUUAUGAUGCUUUUAUUUUGAUUUUUGGGA
Messenger RNA from Dioscorea cayenensis subsp. rotundata (Guinea yam), 970 nucleotides. RefSeq names its product NDR1/HIN1-like protein 10. The transcript has a single exon. The record is from RefSeq and is a predicted model, not a curated record. Bases 131 to 835 code for a protein of 234 amino acids. Gene Ontology annotation, biological process: defense response to other organism. NCBI's taxonomy places the organism in Eukaryota, Viridiplantae, Streptophyta, Magnoliopsida, Dioscoreales, Dioscoreaceae.